ACUCUGUGAAGAAGGUAGCAUUGAAUCUUGCUGUUUCGAAGGUGAGGACAUUGAAGCUCAAAGAGAUUAAUUAAUUCAGCCAUAGCCACACAGCUUGUAAGGGAUGGAGACAGGAUUUGAACCCAAACUGUCUGACUCCAGAGCAUAAACCCUGAGCUAUUCUAGAGUGAUUGAGAAUGAGUCUGGGGCUGAGCAGAACCAGGAGGCACAUACUUGCCUGGGGCUUGUUCCUGACCCUCUUGUGUCCUGAGUGGCAGGCAGACGCAGUUGCUGUUAGAGAGCCUCCCUACUGCGUUGUAAAAUCCACCUCCCAAGGCUUUCUAAGCAUCAGAGGAGCCUCAAGGGAGGUAUGAACUUUCUCAAAGAGAAAUUGUCCCAUCUCUAUUGAUUAAGCAGAAAAAAUCCUGGGAAAAACUGAGAGUUCUUAGGAGUCUGAAUGGGAGGAGGGGGCUUUAGUAAGCACCUGAGUUUGCUUGGAGACUUUUGCUUCUGGAGCACUUUGUCCUAAAGCUGAAUCUGAUGAUGAAGGAGGCAGCCAGUAAAGGGCAGCAGAGAGGCAGCCAGCAAAGGGUGCCUGGGGCAAGAUUUCCCGACAAUGGAGAUGCUGCUUGGAGCAUGGCUGUGCUGGGCCUGCCUCCUGCUCCUGGCCAGGCUCGCCCAGCCCUGCCCUGUGGGGUGUGACUGCUUCAUUCAAGAGGUGUUCUGCUCCGAUGAGGAGCUGGCCACCAUCCCGCUGGACAUCCCACCACACGCCACAGACAUUGUCUUUGUAGAGACCUCGUUCACCACAGUGGAAACCAGGGCCUUGGGAGGUAGCCCCAACCUGACCAAGGUGGUUUUCCUCAACACCCAGCUCCGCCACUUGGGGCCGGAUGCCUUCGGGGGUCUGCCCAGGCUUGGGGACCUGGAGAUCACCGGCAGUGCCCUUUCCAACCUCAGUGCUGACCCUUUCUCCAACCUGAUCUCACUGGGCAAGUUCACCCUCAACUUUAACUCACUGGAGGUGCUGCCCGAGGACCUCUUCCAGCACAUGGAUGCCCUUGAGUCCCUCCAGCUGCAGGGCAAUCAGCUCCAGACCCUGCCCAGUAGGCUCUUCCAGCCUCUGAAGCAUCUGGAGACACUCAACCUUGCUCAGAACCUCCUGGCCCAGCUGCCCGAGGAGCUGUUUGAGCCCCUCAGCAGCCUGCAGACACUGAGGCUGAGCAACAAUGCACUCUCCAGCCUGCCCCAGGGCGUGUUUGGCAAACUGGGCAGCCUGCAGGAACUCUUCCUGGAUGGCAACACGAUCUCGGCACUGUCCCCAGAAGUGUUCUCACAGCUCCUCUGCCUGGAGAAGCUGUGGCUGCAGCGCAACGCCAUCAGGCACCUGCACCCCUCCAUCUUCUCCUCCCUGGGCAGUCUGACCUUCCUGAACUUGCAGGGGAAUGAACUGCGGGCGCUGCCUGCCGGCCUCUUUGCCCACACCCCCGGCCUGGUCGGCCUGUCUCUGUCCCACAACCAGCUGGAGGUUGUCACUGAGGGAGUAUUUUCCAACCUGUCCAGCCUUAGCUCGCUUAUGCUUUCACACAAUGCCAUCACCCAUCUCCCGGCAGGUGCCUUCAGGGGCCUUGGGGGGCUGGUCAAGCUCUACCUGGGCAGCAACAAUCUGACAGCCUUACACCCAGACCUCUUCCAGAACCUCUCCAAGCUUGAGCUGCUCAGUCUCUCCAGGAACCUCCUGACCACGCUCCCAGAGGGCAUCUUUGACACCAAUUACAACCUGUUCAACCUUGGCCUGUACGGCAACCCCUGGCAGUGUGACUGCCACCUGGCCUACCUCUUCAGCUGGCUGCACCAGUAUAGUGACCGGCUCUUCAACAUCCAGACCUAUUGUGCAGGCCCUGCCUACCUGAAGGGCCAGGUAGUGCCCGCCUUGAAGGAGGAACAACUGGUGUGUCCGGUCACUCAGGACCGCUUGGGCUUCCAGGCCCCGGGACUGGAGGACAGGGAGCCAGGAGGCAGCUGGGAUCUGGCUGUGGAGGAAAGGGCAGCCUGGAAGCGGUGCACCUACAGCAACCCUGAGGGCACUGUGGUGCUCGCUUGUGACGAGGCCUGGUGUCGCUGGCUGAAUGUCCAGCUAUCCCCUAGACAGGGCUCGGGCUCCCUGGGACUGACAUACAAUGCCAGUCAGGAGUGGGACUUGAAGUCGAGCUGUGGCUCUGUGAGAGUCACUGUGUCUAUUGAGACUCGGGCAGGGCACCCUUAGGUGCAGGGCAUUUGGAGCCUGGAGCUUGGGUAGACUGCCUCUGGGCCUGACCAGGGGAGAGGUCAGGGCUGAGGAGGAGCGGAAGCUUUGAAGAUCUAAAGCAAGGGAUGGGGUUACAUCUCCAAGAUGCAGGAGGUGGGGGUGGCCGGUUCCACCACCCAGCCUCUUCCUCCUUCUUUUCCUUCAUUAUCCCCGUCUCAGAGUCUGAGACCAACAAGGCUUUCCUUAAGCUGUGCAAAGCAUCCGUUAAAGCUACGUCAUGGUCUGGAGAAUAAAAUAACACUGCUACCCCGGUGCUCCUUUAUGAUUUAAUACCCACUCCACUCCCAUCUCCACCCUGAUAUUCUAGCCCUGAAGUACUACUGCACCACUAUUCCAGUUCUUCAGGACGGAGGCUUACCCUCUUUUGACAUCUAGUUCUAAAGCCAGAUGUCUGUUUUUAUGUCUCUCCUUGGAAAUUUGUUUUUAAUUGGCAUAGUGGGAAAAAAAGGAGACUGCAGAAGCAGAGGUGACCAGAAAGACUGGGGGCAGUGGUCUGACUUUGGCAUGUGGGGAACUCGUGUCACUAGCGACCACUUCGAGUGCUGGGGCCGGGAGAAACGGCAAUGAAACGGUGCCUCGGGAAGCUGAAGACCAGAGGUUCAGCUUUCACAACACCAGUCCCCCAGAGCAGGGGCUGUGGCUCACCUGUUCAGCUGACAAGAUGGCUCUUCACGAGGAGGAGAAGCUCUGAGGAGACGGGUGGGGAGGGACCAGGAGCUGGUGGGCUGGAAUGGACGCUCUGGUCUAAGCUUUUUCACCACAUCUGCCUCUGCGGGCUGCUCGCUCACUGAGAUGGCUCUCCUUCGGUUCUCAGGACUCCUCGCGCUUACCCAGCCCUGGCUGAAGCUUCAGUUCCCCAGCCACCUCCUCCAUGCUGGGCUGCUCAGAGUUCCCUGCCUUUAGGCCCUUGGGCAGUCUCGUGCUUCCCCGGGCCAGAUGCCACGUCUACACUGAUGACCCUCUCUCCUCCUGGGGCUCGGGUGGUUUGGGCCUGAUGCUGACACGUCUGCCUGCUCAGUACCAUCGCAGCCAGAAACACGUCUAAACCAGACUCUGCUCCCAACUCCUCCUGGAUCCCAUCCAGCACCUGCCGAGCCCAGGAGCUGGGUGUCUGCUCCAGUCUCUUCUCCCCCUUAAUCCUCAUAGCCAACUAGUCAGCAAAUGCCUCUCUCUGCUUCCCCUUUCCCAUUCCCAGCCCAGGGCAGUUCUUUGUCUCCCUGGGCCCAGCCAUGGUGCUGCCUCCUACCUGGUUGCCCUGCUGGCAGUGUGGACUGGCCUGGGUGAAGCUGGGUGGGGAAGGAGAAGUGAAUUAGAUGUACUGUGGGCCCUUCUGGAACUCACUCAUGGUCUGGUGGGAGAGAUAAGACAAGGCACAUGGAACAAAAAAACACAGUGCAAAGGGGUGGGCGCCAGGCAAGCACUGGGGCAUCCAGGGAGGUGGAGCCUUAGACUAGCACAGACCUCAGGGAAAGGCUGCAUUUGAUCCCGGGCCUUGAGGGGGGCAAAGGGCAGCAUAGGGAGGAUAUGAGAAAUGUGUGCCAGAAGGAUGUGAGCAAGGGGUGGAGAUCAGCCAGUGGGCGAGGUCAGCACCAUGGGCCUCUGGAGCAGGCACUGGCUGGGCAGAGAGGAGAGGGAGGAGAUCUGGCCAGAAAGCCAGCUGGACCCAGCUGGCCUAGGGCCUUGAAGGGCAGAGUGAAAAGCCUGCAUAUUCAUUAACGUUGUUAGGCAGUUAUUGAAAGAGUGUAUGCAGAAGAGGGCCAUGUUCCUACUUCCGGUUUAGAGAGUUGGCUGCAUGAAGUUUGAGGAGAACCAGAGGCAGACGAAACAGUAAGGACUCUUGCCUACUUGAGAUGACAGCCUGGGGGCCAGGGAUGCUAUGGAAAUAGAAUGAAAAGGUUUCAGCAACUGAGUAACACAUGCACAGAUGGAUUAACAGGCCGAAAUAUAGAUUGUAGAAAUGAAAAUUCAAAUAAUAUAGGUAUCACUUUGUACCUACUAAUCCCACAGAAAUUAGAUAGCUGGAUCAUGCCCAGUGUGGCCCAGGAUGUAGGCAUAGGGGACCUCAGACAGCACCAGUGGGUGCAGACACUCUGAGCACACCACAGCAGGUCUGAGGCCAAGAAAGGGUUUGGUGAGGGGGCAGAAGUCCGCUGUCGGUGGGGCGGGGGGCUGGGAUUUGAGGGAGAAGGAGAAGCCUGGAGGGACUCUCAGGUUUCUCACCUGGGUGGUGGGGAGGAUAGCGACCCCAUUAACCAAGGGCCGGAGCAGGUUUGGGGAAGAGAGAGGUAAGCUUCCAGCUGUGACACUGCAGUACAAUUUCUCCCUCGUGUCCAGGGAUACGCUUUUAAACAAACACACUUCCUGGGGUUCAAAUCAACUUAAAUUAUCGUUCAGCAGAUUUGCCAAAGGAACAGACUCGCUCCCAAAUUCAUUUAAUUCAAUUCCCCAAAGCAUUUGGUGUAAGAAAAAUCUCAACCAAGGUCGGGGAACUUUGUCUCCUCAGAAAGGCCGAGGCCUUGAGCCCCAGAGGGCCCUGUUGUGCCAGCCCCAGGCUGCUGCGCUGCUGCCCAGGCCGGCGGCCGCCCGCGUCAGGCUGCUGUCCGGUGGGUGUGCGGCGCUGUUUACGGGAGGGACGGCCCCGCCCGGUGCAUCGAGGCACUUGACGAGCGGGCGCCCCGCAAAUGAAUGCCUGUCUGGGCUCUAGUUCCUGGUCCAAACAGUCAUGCGUCUACUGCCAAGGAAAAACGAACAAGGUAACUGAGCAGACAUUUCUCUUAAUUAUAUUUUUCCCCAAAAUACAACUCUUUAUUAAGCCAAAA
Molecule: messenger RNA, 5106 nt
Organism: Manis javanica (Malayan pangolin)
Lineage: Eukaryota; Metazoa; Chordata; Mammalia; Pholidota; Manidae
Gene: CPN2
Product: carboxypeptidase N subunit 2
Molecular function (GO): protein binding
Source: RefSeq, a predicted model, not a curated record